AUGAAGAGUGACCAGUCCAGGGGUACACCACUGAACUUUGGAGAAGGAGACUCCUCUGAAAAGAGAUGUAAAAGGAUUUGUGUGCAGAAUCAUAAAGCCUUUCUGAAGAAGAAAUUUCAGUGUUUGACGGAGGGAAUCUCCAAGCAGGGAAACCCCACACUUCUCAAUGAGAUCUACACAGAGGUCUACAUCACAGAAGGUGGCAGUGGAGAGAUGAAUGAUGAACACGAGGUCAGGCAGAUUGAGGCAGCAUCCAAGAGAUCAGCUAUGUAUGACAAACCAAUCAAAUGCAAUGACAUCUUUAAACCCUUACCUGGACAAGAUAAGGACAUUAGAACUGUGCUGACAAAGGGAGUGGCUGGCAUUGGGAAAACAGUCUCUGUGCAGAAGUUCAUUCUCGACUGGGCUGAAGAAAAAGCCAAUCAUGAUGUCCACUAUAUAUUCCCUCUUCCUUUCCGUGAACUUAACUUAGUGAAGGAGGAACAUCUAAGUUUAGUGGGUCUGAUUAAGCGAUUGUUUGGUGAUAUCUAUGAUCUCAGCAUUUUCUCUGAUGUAAAAUGCAAAGUGCUGUUCAUCUUUGAUGGUCUUGAUGAGUGCCGGAUUCCUCUCAAUUUACAUUCAACCUCAAGGUGUUUUGAUGUAACAGAAGCAACCACAGUGUCUACUUUGCUGAAAAACCUCAUCAAGGGGAAUCUGCUCCCCUCUUCUCUCAUGUGGAUCACCUCCAGACCAGCAGCAGCCAAUCAGAUCCCUCUUGAGUGUGUGGACCGAGUGACGGAGGUACGGGGGUUCAAUGACCCCCAGAAGGAGGAGUACUUUUGGAAGAGAGUCAGUGAUGAGGACCUGGCUAACAGAACCAUCAGCCACCUGAAGUCUUCCAGGAGCCUCUUCAUCAUGUGCCACAUUCCUGUCUUCUGCUGGAUUGCAGCCACUGUGCUGGAGAUAGUGUUGGGGGAACGACACACAGGAGAGAUCCCUAAGACUCUUACUCAAAUGUACACGCAAUUCCUGAUGAUUCAGACGGAAGUCAAACAGAAGUACACAAACAGAAAAGAGACGGGGGAAGGGAUGAUUUUCAAACUGGGGAAACUUGCUUUUCAGCAGCUGCAGAAGGGCAAUCUGAUCUUCUAUGAAGAAGACCUGAGAGAGUGCAGCAUUGACAUCACAGAGGCAUCAGUGUACUCAGGGGUGUGUACCCAGAUCUUCAGAGAGGAGUCUGGGCUGUACCACGGGAAGGUGUUCUGCUUUGUGCAUCUCAGUAUUCAGGAACAUCUUGCAGCAUUACAUGUGCACCUCACUUUCAUCAUCUACAAGGAAAAUGUUCUCAGCCCGAGGCCAGCCACAUUAAAAUCUAGGCUUGCUCAAGUUUUUAAGCCUCCGCCUGUGUCUGAUACAAAUGAGUGUGACGAAGCGUCUGUGUAUGGGCUGCACAAGAGAGCAGUAGAUCUGACCUUACAGAGUGACAACGAACAUCUGGAGCUUUUCCUCCGCUUCCUCCUGGGCCUUUCACUAGAUUCCAAUCAGGAUCUCUUGAGAGCUCUCCUGCCACAGGCAAACAUCCAAUCACAGAGGACUGAUAAAACUGCCCAGUACAUCAAGAAGAGGAUCAGGAAGAAUCCCUCAUCAAGGAAAUGCAUGAAUCUGUUCCACUGUCUCAAUGAGCUGAAUGAUCAGUCCCUAGUAAAGGAAAUCCAAAGGUACCUGAAGACAUCAGGAGGUCUAAAUGGAGCCAAUCUCUCCCAUGCACAGUGGUCAGCUGUGGUAUUUGUGCUGCUGACCUCAGAUCAGCAGCUGGAUGAGUUUGACCUGAAGGAAUAUGGCGGAUCAGAGGAAUGUCUGCUGAGGCUGAUGCCUGUGGUCAAGGCCUCCAGAUCAGCAAAGCUGCGCGACUGUAAGCUGACAGAGAAAAGCUGUUCCUCUCUGGCUUCAGCCCUCAGCUCAGGCUCAAGUCUCAGACAGCUGGACCUAACUCUCAAUAAGCUGCAGGACUCUAGAGUGGGACUUCUUAGUGUUGCAUUAGGAAAUCCGCUCUGUCAACUGGAGACACUGAUGCUGCGUAACUGUAAGCUGACAGAGAAAAGCUGUUCCUUUCUGGCUGCAGCCCUCAGUUCAGGUUCAAGUCUCAAACAGCUGGACCUGAGGUGGAAUAAUCUGCAUGACUCUGGAGUGGCACAUCUUAGUGCUGCUAUAAGAAAUCCACUCUGUCGACUGGAGUCACUAAUGCUGUGGAACUGUAAGCUGACAGAGAAGAGCUGUUAUCCUCUGGCUACUGCCCUCAGUGCAGGCUCAAGUCUCAGACAGCUGAACCUGAGUGAGAAUAGUCUGCAGGACUCUGGAGUGGCACCCCUCAGCUCAGGCUCAAGUCUCAGACAGCUGGACCUGAGUUGUAAUAGACUGCUGACAUCAGAUUUUGAGCCUCUCUUCGCUCUUCAGAGGAACCCAGAGUGUAAACUGCAGCAGCUUAAGUGGUGA
Engraulis encrasicolus (European anchovy) is the source of this 2472-nucleotide messenger RNA. Its product is annotated as NLR family CARD domain-containing protein 3-like. Lineage: Eukaryota; Metazoa; Chordata; Actinopteri; Clupeiformes; Engraulidae. Bases 1 to 2472 code for a protein of 823 amino acids. Gene Ontology annotation, biological process: intracellular signal transduction. The record is from RefSeq and is a predicted model, not a curated record. Gene Ontology annotation, molecular function: protein binding. The transcript has 7 exons.